Molecule: messenger RNA, 2052 nt
Organism: Vitis vinifera (wine grape)
Lineage: Eukaryota; Viridiplantae; Streptophyta; Magnoliopsida; Vitales; Vitaceae
Exons: 15
Coding region: 101-1921 (606 amino acids)
Biological process (GO): endocytosis
Cellular component (GO): membrane; clathrin vesicle coat
Molecular function (GO): S-adenosylmethionine-dependent methyltransferase activity
Source: RefSeq, a predicted model, not a curated record
AUUUAGAGAUUCGGAUGCAUAUAUCGUAUUCAGAUAGCCGGCCAUCCCGGAGCUCCACCACAGUCACCGGACUCUCUUCUCUCUCUCUGUAAAAACUCCAAUGGCGUUGUGGGCACCAGCACAGAACCUCUCUGUAGUCUUCUCAGCCAAUGGGUCUGAAGCAAGAAUGAGAGGAAUGUGGAGAAGAAGAGACUCAGUGGUGGUCAGAACGGCGUCGUCUGAGGUGUCGAGCAGUGGAGGUGGAGAAAUGGCGGCGUACGAGGAGGGGCAGCUGGAGCGACCCAAUUGGGCAGGAGAAACCCCUUUGUCUCGGCUUGUUGGAGCUAUCAUUUCCUUCAAACCUCUCUAUUCUGUUCUCAAGCUCGGUGCCAGACAAGUUCUUAUCAGUACAGCUGAGAAAACAAAUAUACCAUGGCGAGAAAUGACGAACGAGAUUCUGGAGUCAGAUGUUUACAAGGAGAUGGAAAGCAUCGAGAACCCUUCGGUCGUAUACCCAGAUUAUUAUUCGAAUCCCUUCCAUGCAUAUGAUGAGGGCAACCUUUCAUGGCUGGCUGCAGCAGAAGCAGAAGCUGCAACUAUGUCAAUGGUGAGGCGAGCGACCCCUGAUGCCUCUUCAUUAGAAGAAGCAAAUAAAAUAGUACGUGGGAAUUGGCUUCAAGCGAUUGAGCGGCAUCAUCUACAGUAUUCAGGAAAUUCCACGGUCAGAGACAUUCUAGAUGUUGGAUGCUCUGUAGGUGUCAGCACCAGAUUUCUUGCUGACAAAUUUCCUUCAGCUAAAGUCACUGGCCUGGAUUUGUCACCCUACUUUCUUGCUGUAGCUCAAUUUAAGGAAAAGGAAAGAGCUUCAAGAAAGAACCUGAUCAACUGGGUACAUGCAAAUGGGGAAGAUUCAGGCUUGCCUUCUAAAUCAUUUGACAUUGUCUCAAUGGCUUAUGUGCUUCAUGAAUGUCCGGCACGAGCCAUAGUUGGCUUGGUGAGAGAAGCCUUCCGGCUGCUUCGGCCUGGAGGCACGAUUGCUUUGACAGAUAAUUCACCGAAGUCAAAGGUCCUUCAGGUCAUGGACAUAGAAGAGAAGAUAUCGAACAAUCAGGAAGGCGUUGAUGACAGCGAAGAGACUGAAGCAGUAGAGCUCAUCCUCUUUCAAGUCUCUGAAUGCUAUGUUUAUUUGAUACCCCCAAGGAAAAGUGCAGCUUCCUACAGGGCUGAUGAAUGGAAUGUCAACAAAUGGGCCUGGGAGGGGACACUGAAAGUUGUUAGCAAGGGAGAAGAAUGCAUUAUCAAACUUGAAGAUAAGAAAACAGGUGAAUUAUAUGCUCGGGCAUUUUUGAGAAAUGGAGAGCCACAUCCUGUGGAGCCUGUAAUUGAUAGCAGCAGAUACUUUGUUCUUCGCAUAGAAGAGAACAUUGGUGGUCGUCUUCGACAUGCUUUCAUUGGCCUUGGGUUUAGAGAAAGGCCGGAAGCUUAUGACUUCCAGGCAGCCCUGCAUGACCAUAUGAAAUAUCUGAACAAAAAGAAAACAGCUGAAGAGAUGGAACAGCAUUACCAGAAAGCUUCAUCUGUGGAUUACAGUUUAAAAGAUGGGGAGACUCUAGUUCUACAAAUAAAGAAUAAAAGUGGGCAUGGGGUGAAGUCCAAGUUUUUUGAGCAGCAAAGUAUGAACAAUCUCUCACUGGAAGAAAAGACCAACCAAAAAGAGCCAAUUUGUAUCAAACCCCCGCCACCUCCACCAGGACCACUUUCACCUGCUGCUAAGGGCCCAAAUUCCCCAUCAAACUGGGUACCAAAUUUCAACCUCGAGGGAACUUCCAAAGAUGAGGCCCAAGACUCCAUAAGAGAAUCAAAAGAACCACCUUCUCUUGAAAAGCAAGGCCCCCAAGAUACACCAGAUGAUGACUUCGGGGAUUUUCAAACAGCAGGAUAGUUUGAUUUUGUUUAUGUAUACACUCAAAUGCCUGAAUUUUUUUAGUUUCUGUUUUUCUGAAUGGUUUGAUGUAUGUGGUGGUGGUUGCAGUUGUAUCAGUAUCCCCAAUGAAAAUUUCCCUUUUUCUGCUA